GUCGUUAGGUAAACGAAAGCCGCCGUUUUGGAACACUCCCCUGUCGUUUCGUUCACGCUUCCUCGCUCACCGGAAAAUCCCACCUUCCCGGAAAUGUCCCCAACGAACAUAAAACCCUAACCUCCGACUCAGUGUUCCUCUCACUCUGCGGCAAUGGACAACUCGACUCAGGAGUCCCACCACCUCCGAUCUGACCACUCCGCCACCUAUGAGUCCCCCUACCCGCUCUAUGCCAUGGCCGUUUCCCCCUCCCGUCACCACGGUCACAACCACCGCAUCGCCGUCGGCAGCUUCAUCGAGGAGUACACCAACCGGGUCGACGUCGUCUCCUUCGACCCCGACACCCUCACCCUCAAGCCCAUCCCCUCCCUCUCCUUCGAUCACCCCUACCCUCCCACGAAGCUCAUGUUCCACCCCAAGUCCGACCUCCUCGCCUCCUCCGGCGACUUUCUCCGCCUCUGGGAGGUCCGCGAUUCCUCCGUGGAGCCCGUCUCGGUUCUCAACAACAGCAAAACCAGCGAGUUCUGCGCCCCUUUGACCUCCUUCGAUUGGAACGAGAUCGAGCCCAAGAGGAUCGGCACUUGUAGCAUUGACACCACCUGCACGGUUUGGGACAUUGAGAAGAGUUGCGUCGAGACCCAAUUGAUAGCUCAUGAUAAGGAAGUGUACGACAUUGCGUGGGGGGAAGCUCGGGUUUUCGCAUCGGUCUCUGCUGAUGGGUCGGUGAGAAUUUUCGAUUUGCGGGACAAGGAACACUCUACGAUUAUAUACGAGAGCCCACAGCCCGAUACCCCUUUGUUGAGAUUGGCCUGGAACAAGCAAGAUUUGAGAUACAUGGCCACCAUUUUGAUGGAUAGUAAUAAAGUUGUGAUCUUGGACAUACGAUCCCCUGCAAUGCCGGUGGCAGAGCUCGAGAGGCACCGGGCAAGUGUCAAUGCGAUAGCAUGGGCUCCCCAGAGCAGUAGGCAUAUCUGCUCUGCUGGGGAUGAUACGCAGGCCCUGAUUUGGGAGCUUCCCACUGUUGCCGGACCCAAUGGGAUAGACCCAAUGUCGAUGUACUCUGCUGGUUCGGAGAUUAACCAACUUCAAUGGUCUGCUGCUCAGCCUGACUGGAUUGCUGUCUCAUUCUCAAACAAAAUGCAGUUAUUGAAAGUUUGAGAUUCCUGGCCAUUAUUGAAAGGAGGUGGGCGAAAUAUUGGGUGCUAUCUAUGCUUCUGUUGAGACUUUUGAAGUUUUCUUCGACAAUGAAUUGAUGACAUAGAUGGACCUUGCAACCUUCCCUGCUGGCAAAUGGUCCCAAUGUAUAAUGCUGUAAAUGGCCUUGUUGUUGUGUCAGUGGGUCGCCGUUAACUAUCCCCUAUGUAUUAUUUGUACCUUCGAACUUCUAACAAAUUGUGGUUUUAUCAGUAUCAACCAGAUCUUACUAUUAUCCGGGGUCUAGAUCACUGUGGAUGUGGUGUGUAUGUAGAUGUUCUUCUGUUUCUUCCCAAGUGAAAUUUUGCGGCC
Punica granatum (pomegranate) is the source of this 1506-nucleotide messenger RNA. Lineage: Eukaryota; Viridiplantae; Streptophyta; Magnoliopsida; Myrtales; Lythraceae. The record is from RefSeq and is a predicted model, not a curated record.